Metarhizium robertsii ARSEF 23 is the source of this 297-nucleotide messenger RNA. RefSeq lists its product as uncharacterized. The coding region runs from base 1 to 297 and encodes 98 amino acids. The transcript has a single exon. Lineage: Eukaryota; Fungi; Ascomycota; Sordariomycetes; Hypocreales; Clavicipitaceae. The record is from RefSeq and is a predicted model, not a curated record.
AUGGCUCUGCAGAGCUCCAAGUACCGAAUGCCACAGAACGGUCCGGCGCAGGACGAUGCCACGCCGCCCACGGUUGCGCCGUUGCAGUUGCAUGGCAUCUCUGGCUACAAACAGCCGCAGACGCUGGCGAUGCGAGUGCAGGCGUACGGUGGACCCGAGUCGCUGUUGUGCAUGCUGCACGUUGCUCUGCGGUCUGCGGUCUGCGGUCUGCAAUCUGCAAUCUGCAGUCUGCAGUCUGCAGUCCUCGCUCUGCGCGCCGCAAUUUUGUGCGGCCAUGGCUGCGAGCUCUUCAUUUAG